CACGCAAUACUGCAGCACUAGCUCUGCUAACGACGGCCAACAUCUGAGAACGGCAGAAAUUUGUAGGAUGGACUGAGAAUUGACCUUUGGGAUUACGGUGGAGAGGAAGAGGGAGGGUGCGUAUGUGUGUGGCGAGAGUGUGAGUGUGUCUGAUGUAACAGCUGCUUGAAGGGACAGGUAACUUAUUAACAGCGAGAAAAGGACCAGAGGGAUCAGAGCCCCUUGGCCUGCUGCAGAAACUGACAAGGGAGAAGUGUUCUCUCACUCCGACCUUCUGACUACCUGAAAGCCAAUACAAAAAUCUCCUCCCACGUACAUACACACACUUGGAUAUUCGGCCUGUCUGUACACACACACACACACACACACACACACACACACACACCAAGAGUCCAGGACGCCAUACACAAGGAGUCACAGAGCCAGCACGCGCCUGGAUCACAUGCAGGCAAUCAGCAUUUGGCUGUUUCUGCUUAGGUAGUGGUGACAGUAGGGAGGUGGUUGUCACUCCGACCGUCAACACACCACGGGCCAUAAACAUGGAGCCGCUGGAGGAAUAUCACUCUCCGUUUGACUUUGAACAAGGAGUCAACACCAACUACCUCUACCUCUCCCCGGCCUACAGCGACACGCCGCCCAGUUCGCCAGCUGUCAAAACCAGAGGUUCCCAGCAGCAUCCAGACUCAGUCCCAGAGAUGGGAGAAGAUGCAGUGACGUCUGUUGGACCCGCUUCCCCUCCCCCGACCAUGACAGAAGAGGAGCGGCAGGAGCUACAGGAGGAAUUGUUCAAGGUUGAGGAUGAGAUCCAGACUCUGUCCCAGGUGCUGGUGGCCAAGGAGAAGCAGCUGGCAGACAUUAAGAGGAAGCUGGGCAUCACACCUCUCAAUGAGCUGAAACAGAACAUCACCAAAACCUGGCAGGAGGUCACCACCUCCACCGCCUAUAGGAGGACAUCUGAAACACUAUCUCAGGCGAGUCUGAAGGCGACAGCAGCGUUCUCCAAUGUGGGCUCAGCCAUCACCAGGAAGCUGGAGGACGUCAGCGUGCGCUCAUUACAACACUCAGCUAGUAUGCCUGUCAUGAGGAAUGCACCAACUUUCAAGUCAUUUGAGGAGAAAGUGGAGACUUUGAAGACCAAGAUGACUCCAUCAGCAUCCACCACUAACCCCGGCGACCAGGACAGCAGCAGUCCCACCACCGAGUCUUUGCUCGAUCAGCCUGAAGGCUUGCCCACCCAGGAGACGCCGAUGAACUGAGACCUGGCUGACCUCCCCUGACCUCUUCACCGCCCCUCCUCACUUGACCCUUUAGCCCCUGAGCCGUCAACACUCGCCCUCUAAACUUUUGUGUGCCAGUCUCCCUUUAUUGGAAACAAAUGACUUACCCGAGCCUUCCGUGUGAUCUAAUUGUCUGGUCCUUUUUUGUCUGACACGUGUGCUUACUUGUUAACCAGUGUGGAAACUGAAAGCAUGGGAUGGGUGCAGGCGUGUGGUCUCGUGCCGGUCGUAUAUUUUUUGAGUCUAUUCUGGCUCGCUGUGGGAGAAACCUCCCUGCCCCCCGCCCCCUGCCCUCUGCCUUGUUGUAUGGCUUUCCUUUCCCUCCCGCACUCCUUAUUUUUCUGCCUUUGUCUAACCAGCAAAGCUCAGAUGCCAAACAUGCUCCUAUUUUUUCUUUAUAAAAAUUAACACCGUUUUACAUUUUUUUGAGUGUAUAAAAUUGCACAAAUAGAGAAAGAUUUACAAUUACGAAGUUGAUUUAGAGAAGGAUUUACACUUAAAAACUUUAUUCUUUGUAUGUGAACCAGGCACUUGUUGGCUUGUUGCUUCUGCAUGGCUCUUAUUAUAGUAUGUUGGAGUUAUUAUUAUAAGCACUUGUUUUGUCUGCCUCCAUUUUGGGGCCAUUCUUGGUUUACUAUUGGUUUCCAUUUUGGGACCAACCUUGAUUUCCGUUUUCUUCAUUAUAUUAAUUUUAGGACACCGCACAAUCAUAAAAUAGUCUAACACAGUGUUCAGAAUAUGAAUGUAUGCCUUUUUGUGUCAUAUAGGUACAACACUUUGUGUAAUUCAACCCACAGUACUGAGCUACUCAAACAGUGUGUCACGACUGCAGCCACUCAUACCAAAGCUGGUAUUUCAAAACACACACUCCAGAAUAAAAAUCAACCUUUUCCCAUUGUUAAGAGUCUGUCAGAAAAGGAUCUCCAUGCUUCGAUAGCUACAGGAAAAUGGCCAAGAUCAGCAGAACAGAAGCAGAGCAAACACAAUGUUCAGCCUUGACACAAGGUGAGAGUGAAAUAAAUGUGUCUCUUUCAGCGCCAGAGUCAAUAUUUAAACACUUGUCCAUUGUUUCUGAAUGGGAGCUAACACCUAGCUUCCCCCUUUCUGUAAUAUAGAUAAAAGCAAAGCAGGAGACUCCGGUGGAUGUUAUUUUGUACAUUGAUUAAUGUAAGAGAAGGUUUACGUUACCUUAACGUUACCUAUAAUGUGCUGUGUAGAUGGCACUAUAGGUUGGUUGGUUGGUUGGUACACUACUUUGAUCCAGACUGAAAUAUCAUAACAAUUAUUGGAUGGAUUGCCUGAUAUUUUGGUACUAACAUUCAUGUCCCCCCGCGGCUCAAUUGUAAUAAUUUUGGGGGUCCCGUAACUUUUCAUUCUAGCGCCAUCAUUGGGUAUAUAUCACAAUUUGUUCAAUUCUAUGGUUUAAGACUAAAUAGUUGGAAAGCUAAUGUUCCCAGUCUCAGCUGUACUUUGUUUUUAAUGCUAAUUAUUAGUAAAUGUUAGCUAAUGGGCUAAAGACUAUAAUAUAAAGACUAUACCUGCUUACUAGGUUAAUCAGCAUGUACAGCCUCACAGAGCUGCUCGCAUGUCUGUAGAUUUAGUGUUACUCUUAACCUUUUAUUUCUUUUGAUUAGUUUCUAGGAAGUUGCACAAACCGAUCAAAAUCUGCCUCUUUUGAUAACGUCUUGGCAAACUGCAGAAUUAUAUAUAUAUAUAUAUAUAUAUAUAUAUAUACAGUAUUUGCUUAAAAUGCUGCUUUCAUACAGACCAACACCUUUUCGAAAUGUUCAACAUCAGCGUUACAUCUUCAAUCACAGGACCAAUCUCUUGGGUUGGCUUUACAUUCUCACACCGCUUCAUGUGAUUACAUCCUAGAAACUAUUAAACUACUGAACAGUUACUCUCACCAGACACUUUUUCUAGGUGACAAAUAUACACAGGGCUACUGAUGAAAGUUAAAUAAAACUUGAAGGGCAAACAGAGCCAAUCUGAACACAGUCAAGGUUUCCUCUGGUACACAAAUGGAGGACACAAGGACUUAAAACAAACACUUGUCUUUGUUUGAGCCGGACCGUCCUGGUACAAGUCUUACCCCGCUGGUGGACGACUGGCUGAACAUCAGUGUAAUGGAUUUUUAACAGUACUACAGUAUCUCACGUCCUCAUGUAACAUCACUUUCCAGCCAUGACCUGGUUCACUGUGAGAAUUCAUUACAGCCUUUUAUCUCAGACACGAGGGUUUUAUUUGUAUUUAGUCAUACACACAACACACAGGAUUUGUUUGUUCUUUAAUUGGAACCAUGGAGAGAAGAAAUGUACUCUAAUUAAAAAUACCUCUGAAGUA
Dicentrarchus labrax (European seabass) is the source of this 3620-nucleotide messenger RNA. It is a transcript of the gene tpd52, whose product is annotated as tumor protein D52. The transcript is spliced from 7 exons. The record is from RefSeq and is a predicted model, not a curated record. NCBI's taxonomy places the organism in Eukaryota, Metazoa, Chordata, Actinopteri, Moronidae. Gene Ontology annotation, cellular component: cytoplasm. Gene Ontology annotation, biological process: B cell differentiation. The coding region runs from base 540 to 1256 and encodes 238 amino acids.